Molecule: messenger RNA, 584 nt
Organism: Ricinus communis (castor bean)
Lineage: Eukaryota; Viridiplantae; Streptophyta; Magnoliopsida; Malpighiales; Euphorbiaceae
Exons: 1
Coding region: 42-353 (103 amino acids)
Source: RefSeq, a predicted model, not a curated record
GCUUCAUAUUUCUAUAUCGGCAUUAUAGUUUUCAAGAAAUCAUGAAAAGGCUUCUGAGUAUUGCUUUGGCAGCAUUGUUGCUACUUUCUUUCCAUGUUCAACAAUACCAAGCUAGCAGAAUUUUAUACGAUCAAGAUGUGAACAAAGAGCUGGGCGUGCAGUCUCUUCAAAGGGGUGAUACCCCUUCUACUGGUGCCUCAGGCUGCACUAACAUUCCCAACACUGGCGGACCAUCCUGUCCUAGUGUGAUCAACUCCAUGAAUGUUGCUGGUAAUGGUCUGUCCCACGCCAAUGCUUAUCCGCGUCUCACGGUUGAAUUUGGUGGUGCUGCUGCUACUACUACUACCCAUUAGAAAUGAAGCUGGUAAUACAGAAACUCCAAGCUCAGGUUUCUGUUAGCAGGUAGAAUUGAAUAGGGAGAAGAAUUAUGCUAGCAGGAUCAAAUUACAGGUCCUGAAACAUUCAUACAAUAUACAAUACAAAUUCUUGUAAUCUUUUUCUGUUCUUUCAUUUUUUUCUCUUUGUACAUUUUUUUAAUGUAAGACACACAGAAUUUCAAUACAAAGUACACAUGUUCUUCCUCA